AAAAUCUCCGCGGCUUCAUCCAGCGUCGCUACGCAGCAGAUCAGCAUUGCCAACACGUCAGAAUCACGGACCACUGCCCUGGUGUCUGGACGCCGCCUCAUCCAAAAGUCGCGGCACUACUGGCUCUUUCUAUUGAAUGUGUGCUCGUGCUUCAAUCACAUGAUGGGACUUGCGCGACGCCCAAUAGCGACAUUGUGCAACGGCUUCUUCGACGUAAUGAGCAAAUACCCCGGUAUGGCUACACAGAAUGAUUUGGCUCGAGUCUCGACAGUCCAACCUUUUGCAAAUUGCAUAAUCGAAACAUCCUUGUUGCUUAUCAUCAGCGGUAUCUCAGCAGGCCCCACGAGGCACGCAGGCACGCAGGCCAAGGGCUCUAACGAGCUGGCCUUCGCGCGUUUCACCACGGUGGAUGCACAAGAUCGUCUGAUGCUCCCUCAACCCGCACUCCCAUGCUGCAUCAACCCUUAUGACGUCGCAUAUGCCCUGCUCUAUCCGUACGAGUACCUACAGAUUAUACGGCGUAGUGGGCACUGA
Molecule: messenger RNA, 534 nt
Organism: Colletotrichum costaricense
Lineage: Eukaryota; Fungi; Ascomycota; Sordariomycetes; Glomerellales; Glomerellaceae
Exons: 2
Source: RefSeq, a predicted model, not a curated record